AUGCCUUGUAUUAUUUCAGCUUUCAAGUGUGACGAUGUGUGUGUGUUCAGGUUUGUGAGCUCGGAGGACCAGUGCGAGGUGCCCGAGUGGUUCGUGGAUGAUGAGAAAAAACACAGGAAUAAGCCCAUCCCCGUCACCAAGAAGAUGGUGGAGGAGUACAAGGCAAAAUGGAAGGAGAUCAACGCCAGGCCCAUUAAACGAGUGGCCGAGGCUAAGGCCAGGAAGAAGAGGAGGGUAAGCGAGAGAGCGAUGGGGAUGGAGGAGAGGGGAAAAUGAUGGGAUGUAUGGUGAAAGGAGAGAGGAAAGGUGAGAAAGAAGGGGAAGUGAAUGAAAGGAAGGGAGAGGGGUAAAGAGAAAAAGGGGGAGAAGAAUGUAUUAAGGGAAGAGAAGGGGGAUGUAGGGAGCCUAGCGGUUAAGAGCAUUGGGCCAUUAACCUAAAGGCCGCUGGUUCGAAUCCCCGAGCAGACUAGGUGAAAAACCUGUCUGUGCCCUUGAGAAAGGUAAGUCGCUCUGGAUAAGAGCAUCUGCUAAAUUACUUAACAUUUAAAUGUAAAAGGUGGGAGCAGAGGGAGAAGGGGUGAAAAGAGUAAUGUGGGAAGAAAAAGGUAAAGGAGAGAAGGAAAGUGGAAGACGGGGUUGAUAGCUGUAUAUAUACUUCAGUUGUUUAUUCAAGACAAAGAUAGAGGAUAGGCAGCAAUAUAUGACCUGUUUGUGUGAUGUGACAGAUGCUGAAGAAGAUGGAAUCAGCCAAGAAGAAGGCGGAGGCGGUGGUCAACACAGUGGACAUCGGUGAAAGGGAGAAGAUGGCUCAGCUCAAGAGGUACGACCGCCAUUUUACACCAUAAAAACCACUGCAACUACAUGUACCAUAAACAUUUUACACUCCUACACCUGUGGCAACGUCAUGUGGUCCUCUGUAGCUCAGCUGGUAGAGCACGGCGCUUGUAACGCCAAGGUAGUGGGUUCGAACCCCGGGACCACCCAUACACAAAAAAAUGUAUGCACGCAUGACUGUAAGUCGCUUUGGAUAAAAGCGUCUGCUAAAUGGCAUAUUAUAUUAUUAUAUUAUAUUAUGUACCAUCACCAAGUUUUACUUUACUACACCCGUGGCAGCCAGCUACAUCUACUCUGGCAGUGACAUGUACCACCACCAUUUUACUUCAGCAAGUGAAGUCCAUCCUCGCUCUCUCUUUCAGUAUCUAUAAGAAGGCGGGCGUGGGUAAAGAUAAGAGAGAGGUCAUGUACAUCAUGGCCAAGAAGGGCUCCGAAACCAAGCGGGUGCGUCGGCCGGCCGGCGUCAAGGGCCAGUUCAAAGUGGUGGAAGGCCGCGUGAAG
Messenger RNA from Coregonus sp. 'balchen', 1335 nucleotides. The record is from the annotation of a GenBank genome assembly. NCBI's taxonomy places the organism in Eukaryota, Metazoa, Chordata, Actinopteri, Salmoniformes, Salmonidae.